AACCACUCCAUCCGGGUCGCUUAGCUUUCCUAGUUGCUAACGAGAGGACGAGGGAGCUGUCCAUUCUUCGCCAAGCAAAAGUCAAGUGCUAGUGUGUGGAAAAUGAGUGCAGUUCAAACGCAUAGAGCGUUGGUGAAUCAGCGACUAACUGCGGCCGUUGAAGAAAUAUUUGCAGUGUUCGAGAGCACGAUAGCAGGGUACGAGGAGGAACUUACUCGGACAAAAGAGGAGAACGGGAGACAACGUCAAAUACUGGAAUCUGUUUUCAAACAGCCUCUAGUUGUGUUAUGCAGAGCAGAUGCUAGUAAAAAAUAUAUUCAGCACAUUAAUGAAGAGGAGGAAAAGCCAGAACCCCCCCACAUUAAAGAGGAAGAGGAGGAUUACAUUGCAUUGAAUUGCAUUAAAGAGGAGGAGAAACUAGAACCUCCCCCUCACAAUAAGGAGGAAGAGGAGGAUCACAGAAUCAGUCAGGAGGGAGAGCAUCUUGAAGGACUGGCGGAGUUCCCAGUGCUUGGUGUCCCUGUAAAGACGGAAAAUGAAGACAAAGGUGUACCUGAGGAGAAGAUAGAGGCGGAGCACAUGAAAAUAGAAGCUGAUGGAGACCACUGUGGAGGACCACAAGCAGACAACCUCUUAGCUUUACUAUCAGAUAGUGACGACCCGGCGUCACACUCUCCCGACACUGAUGAUGAAGACUCUCAAGCUGAUCAGACAUGUCACACUGACAACACACGCUUGAAAUGUGCUCAGUGUGAUCAGACUUUUGAGCACAAGAGAGCACACAGUGGAGAUGAACCAUACUUCUGCUCGAUGUGCGAUAAAAGAAACUUGGAGAAGGUACAAUUGACAGCACACACAGACAUAUACAAUAGAGACAAACCAUAUGCAUGUUCAGUGUGUGGUACAGGUUUUGUACAUAAAAGUAAAUUAAAAACACACAUGACAAUACACACUGGAGAAAAACCAUAUUCAUGUUCAAUCUGCAACAAAAGCUUUCGUUACCAAUCAAACCGUUCAAAACACAUGCGAAUGCACACUGGAGUGAAACCAUAUCCAUGUACAAUCUGCAACAAAAGCUUUCGUUACCAAUCAAACCUUGCAAGCCACAUGCGAAUACAUACUGGAGAGAGACCAUAUUCAUGUUCAAUCUGCAGCAAAAGCUUUCGUUACCAAGCAAACCGUGCAAGCCACAUGCGAUUACACAGUGGUGAGAAACCAUAUACCUGUUCAGUGUGUGGUACAAGUUUUGUACAUAAAUGUCAAUUAAAAACACACAUGACAACACACACUGGAGAAAAACCAUAUUCAUGUUCAAUCUGCAACAAAAACUUCCGUUACCAAUCAAGCCGUGUGAACCACAUGCGAUUACACACUGGAGAAAAAAACCCAUAUUCAUGUUCAAUCUGCAACAAAAGCUUUAAUUACCAAUCAAACCAUGUAAACCACAUGCGAUUACACUGUGGUGAGAAACCACAUACCUGUUCAGUGUGUGGUGCUGGUUUUGCAUUCAAUAGUUUAUUAAAAGGACAUAUGAUUCGACACACUGGUGAGAAACCAUUUUCCUGUUCAGUGUGUGGUACAGGUUUUGCACAAAAAGCUCAUUUACAAAAACACAUAGCAAUACUCGCUGAGGGAAAACUAUGUUCAUUGUACAACCAAAGCUAUCUCAGCCAAGAAAAACUUGAGAACACACACGGGUGAGAAACCAUUUUCCUGUUCAUUGUAUGGUAAAAGAGUUACUUGAGAAUUACACACUGGAGAAAAACCAUAUGCAUGUUCAAUCUGAAACUCCAGCUUUUGAGAAGCAUCAGGCCGUGGAAAACACAUGAACACAUGAGGAUACACAAUGGUGAGAAACCAUGUGUAUGUUCAAUCUGCAACAAAAGCUUUCGUGACCCGUCAAGCCUUAAAAAACACAUGAAAAGCCACACUGGUGAGAAACCAUAUGCCUGUUCAGUUUGUGGUAGAUGUUUUGCACGAAAUGGUAAUCUAAAAGAACAUGAGAGAAAAAACAAAAGCUUUUCUGGACAAGUUGCAGUUGUAGAACACAUGAGAACUCACUGAUGAGAAAGUGUUGUGUUGCUGAUUCUGAAUUUUUAAUGCAAUAAAUAUGUUUUUCUUUUAAAGAUGUGUCAGUUCGUUUUAGUACAACUUGCAUCUGCAUCCCAUAAUAGUCACUUCCUCCAAGAAAAAAAUUAAACACGCAUGGGUGAGAAAGUGUUGAGGUGCAGUGUGUGUGAUGAAAGAUUCUCUUAUAAGCACCAGGUUGAUGUCUGGAUAAACUGAAGCUUCAUAAUCAUAAUAAUAUAAUAUCAUAAUAUAAAAUAAAAAUAGGCUUGAAUUACUGCAUAAAUAAAGUAG
Messenger RNA from Doryrhamphus excisus (bluestripe pipefish), 2361 nucleotides. The record is from RefSeq and is a predicted model, not a curated record. NCBI's taxonomy places the organism in Eukaryota, Metazoa, Chordata, Actinopteri, Syngnathiformes, Syngnathidae.